Molecule: messenger RNA, 408 nt
Organism: Fusarium keratoplasticum
Lineage: Eukaryota; Fungi; Ascomycota; Sordariomycetes; Hypocreales; Nectriaceae
Product: Sen15 domain-containing protein
Exons: 1
Coding region: 1-408 (135 amino acids)
Biological process (GO): tRNA splicing, via endonucleolytic cleavage and ligation; tRNA-type intron splice site recognition and cleavage
Cellular component (GO): tRNA-intron endonuclease complex
Molecular function (GO): nucleic acid binding
Source: RefSeq, a predicted model, not a curated record
AUGGAUCGUUCAAGUGACCCGGUUGCCAACGUCACCUCAACCGUCUUAUACAACCUCCAGCACCAGCAUGAUUGGGCUUCCCUCAAGGUUCAUGAUACCACGGGUCGCCGGUCUUUGAUCAGGGGCAUGCCUCCUCGCCGGCUCUACAUUCACCCUGACGACCAGAUUGCUGCUCUAGACCGCGAAAAGGCGACAGGAGAGGCUGUUGACCAGUCACCAGAGUUGGAGUGGGUUUUGGCGGUACAUCCCGAGGAGACUUGGACAAUCAAGGCCUUUUCGGAAAUCUUUGACUCUAUCGAAAACAGCGGUCCUCGCGAGAAGAGGAUCGUACUGGCGACGGUUCACAGCGAUUCCACUGUCGUCUACUACAUCAUGCAUGAGGGCAUGGUCAAGCCACGACAAAACUGA